Physcomitrium patens is the source of this 1020-nucleotide messenger RNA. Its product is annotated as ATP-dependent Clp protease adapter protein CLPS1, chloroplastic. Gene Ontology annotation, biological process: protein catabolic process; proteolysis. NCBI's taxonomy places the organism in Eukaryota, Viridiplantae, Streptophyta, Bryopsida, Funariales, Funariaceae. The record is from RefSeq and is a predicted model, not a curated record.
CCUUUUGCUGUGCAUCCCACUUUUGCAAUGCCGCUCUUCGUGAUUUCUUCACCACCUCCCGUACAAGGGGAUCACCACCUCCGCCUGCAUUGUGCUCGUGUCGCGCUGGCGCCCAACUUCGUCACCUGGGUUACUGUGACGCAGAAGAUCCGAGGGGUUUAGCAGAGGAACAAGUCGGUUUGAGGCGGCGACCUACCUGUAAUUGAGGCUAUGUUGUCGUAGCUGUCUCUAAUUCGAAGUUCGAGGGCUUAUGCUGCUUGGUGCUUUGGAAAAGACAUUGAGCCUACCCGCAGGGAUGGCGGCGAGCCUUCGCCUGUUUAUCACUGUUCCUCCUGUAACAAGCCACACUGGAAUUAAAGGAAGAGAACUGGAGCACGGUUUGAAGAAUUUUCGAUGUGGGUCACAAAGAGUUGUCGUUUGUGCAGUUGUGGAGAAGGUGCAAAGAGUCUGUGAUAAAGUAAAUGGAAGAUACGCAAUUCGUGAUGCUGCAGCUCCUGGCCAAGGAGGGGGUGUAAUGGACAGACCAACCAUUGAUAAGCCCACUCCAGGUCGUGAGAGCGAGUUUGAUCUAAAGAAGAAGAAGAAAAUGUCACCUCCAUAUCGUGUCAUGCUCCACAACGACAACUUCAAUAAGCGUGAAUAUGUUGUCCAAGUUCUGCUGAAGGCUAUCCCCGGAAUGACCGUUGACAUUGCUGUGAAUGUCAUGAAUGAGGCUCACAUCAACGGUAUUGCAGUUGUUAUAGUGUGCCCUCAAGAAGAUGCCGAGGACUAUUGUAUGCAGCUGAGGACGAACGGCCUCCUAAGUUCUAUUGAACCCGAUACUUGUUAAUCACUUGUUAGGGUAGACCUUUGAGUGUAAAGUAUAUAGACGUAAUCUGUUUGGUAGAAAAAAUGAAAGAGAGGACGAAAGGCCCUGCUUACAGAAAUGCUGGGCUCAUGCUAUAUGGGUUUGUCGCUGUGCACUGAUACCUUCACUGUCAUGAAUGCAAAUUCUUUACGAGCUUUUUUUUAUUUUAUUUU